GGGAGUGGCGUGCUGGGCGUGCGCGGCUGCGGUACGGCGUGUUGGUCCCAGCGGUUCAGCUGAGGUAGGGACGUGCUGUAGGCCGGAAUGUUACCGGCUGUUGGAUCUGCGGAUGAGGAGGAGGAUCCUGCGGAGGAGGAUUGUCCUGAAUUGGUUCCCAUUGAGACGACGCAAAGCGAGGAGGAGGAAAAGUCUGGCCUCGGCGCCAAGAUCCCAGUCACAAUUAUCACCGGGUAUUUAGGUGCUGGGAAGACAACACUUCUGAACUAUAUUUUGACAGAGCAACAUAGUAAAAGAGUAGCGGUCAUUUUAAAUGAAUUUGGGGAAGGAAGUGCGCUGGAGAAAUCCUUAGCUGUCAGCCAAGGUGGAGAGCUCUAUGAAGAGUGGCUGGAACUUAGAAACGGUUGCCUCUGCUGUUCAGUGAAGGACAGUGGCCUUAGAGCUAUUGAGAAUUUGAUGCAAAAGAAGGGGAAAUUUGAUUACAUACUGUUAGAGACCACUGGAUUAGCAGACCCUGGUGCAGUGGCUUCUAUGUUUUGGGUUGAUGCUGAAUUAGGGAGUGAUAUUUAUCUUGAUGGUAUCAUAACUAUUGUGGAUUCAAAAUAUGGAUUAAAACAUUUAACAGAAGAGAAACCUGAUGGCCUUAUCAAUGAAGCUACUAGACAAGUUGCUUUGGCAGAUGCCAUUCUCAUUAAUAAAACAGACCUGGUUCCAGAAGAAGAUGUAAAGAAAUUAAGAACGACAAUUAGAUCCAUAAAUGGACUAGGACAAAUCUUAGAAACACAAAGAUCAAGAACAAUAAACAUGCAGUGAUUGAUUUUUCUUACUUCAAGUGGAUGAGUGAGCAAGUGACUAAAAUCUUCUGUGAAUUAUUCAGUGUAUGGUGCUUGCCAGUGCAUCUGAGAAUCUAGGGACUUUCUGAAAUAGUACUUCCUUGCUAUGAGGACUGAAGUUGCAUUAGAAUCCUUUUCAAUGAAGAUCAGAUGUCCUGAGUACAAUUCUUACUAUUGGGUCCUGAAUCUUACAUUAAAUAUUCUCUCAAAUUCCUUGAGGCAUAGCAACUUGAGCUUACCAGUUUAGAAACUGGAGAUUUGGGCUGGGCGCGGUGGCUCACGCCUGUAAUCCCAGCACUUUGGGAGGCCAAGGUGGGUGGAUCACGAGGUCAGGAGAUGGAGACCAUCCUGGCUAACACUGUGAAACCCCGUCUCUACUGAAAAUACAAAAAAUUAGCUGAGCCUGGUGGUGGGCGCCUGUAGUCCCAGCUACUCAGGAGGCUGAGGCAGGAGAAUGGCGUGAACCCGGGAGGCGGAGCUUGCAGUGAGCUGAGAUCGCACCACUGCACUCCAGCCUGGGUGACAGAGCGAGACUCUGUCUCAAAAAAAAAAAAAAAAAAAAAAACAAAACCGGAGAUUUGGUUAACAAAAUAGUCAAAGUCACUCUUAUAGAAGUUUUGUUUUAUUUUUUGUUUAAAAUUUUUUUACCAUUUUGUAGCUGACAAGUACUGACAAUAAACUGCUAUAAGCAUGUGUAGAAAAAGGCUCACCUUGAGUAGUUAAGAGUAAGGAAAAGGAAUAGUGUGUAGCAUCGUCUUAGUGGUAAGACUUAAGUUGAUUUAGUAGCAAAUGGAAGUACUAGUGAACCACAUAGAUUUCAGAAGUAGGAGUAAAAGGUUAGAAGAUGUGUCAUUUUAAUCUUCUCUAGACUUUUUCUUAAUUUUUAGAAAUGUAAGUGGACUGAACAGAGGAAAACCAAAACACAGCUGGUCAAUAAUAAGUUAAAUUAAUUUGACAAACUGCCUACUAUGCAUUUCAUAGCAUUUUAAGGACUAUAUAAGCAAUGGAUAAGGCAAAAACUCUGCCUUUAAGGAGAUCAGUCAUUGGGGGGAAACAGAAGCAAACAAACAAAAAGGCAACAUAAUAGAUAUUAAUAUUAAUACAAGAAUUUUAAAAGCACAGAGUUCUAUAAUAAUAGGAAAAUAGAGGGAAUGAUUGCUCAACUUUUCUUGAAAAAGAGUCAGGAAAAUAUUGACCGAGAAGACAGUCAUUGACCUGAGUCUUAAAGAAUGAAUAAGGCUUUUACAGAUGGAGUAGGGUAGGGAUAACUUUCCAGGUAUAAGGAAGAUUUUGUAUUCCAGGGACCUUUGAAUUUUUUAGAAUGGCUAGAAAACUUGGUAUUAUGUAGCACAGAAAAAGUGGUAUGACUGAAGAGAUAGAGAACUUACCACAAAGGGUCUUGAAUGCCAUGAUACAUAGUUUGGAUUUUCUUCUGUAGGGAGCAAGGAGUUAGUGAAGGAUUUUAAAAGCAACAUGCCUCUUGGGAGGUAGAUUCAAUGUGAGGCUAAUCUCCGAGGUAUAGGAAAUACAGGAAGGAGGAGCAACAGGUCGGGUAGUGGUGGAAGCAGGUUUGGAAAAUGUGAUUAGUUUUGUAAGCGUUUUUGAGUUUGAAGUGCCACUGGGGAAGGCUUUUGGAAAUUUAUUUCCAGAGUUCAAGACUGAGCUAUCAUUGCAGUUUGCUCAGCUAUUUACUGAGCUAUCUACUGUCAAUUUGGAUAGUAUCUACAGUUUGCAUUGUAGAUACUGGAUACUUGGAUUGGCUGGUGCACCCUGUUUGUGAGACUCACUGGAGUUUGAAGAGAUGACCACUGGAAAAUAUCCCUAAGCAGUAGCUGCAAUUCCACCCCCACCUUGGAGAGCCAAAACCCUCUUCAUUUUCACUCUCCUGUCCUUGGUCUUAGGCUACUUAAAGCAGCCUUUAGACAUAGGGAAAAAUUGAAAGCCUCUCUUUUAAGAAAAACAUUAGGUACUUCUGGAAUAGAGAGUUCAAGAAAUUAGGAGAAAAAUGAACUUUUGAAGCUUUUUCUUUCCCUUUUUUGUUUACUUCAUUCUCUUACUCAGUUUUAAAAUGCUGGUAAUGGUCUUUUUUUUCUUUUUUUUUUUUUCUUGGCGAUUUUAAUGCUUUGGAAAAGAUCUCAUGGUUUUAUCUCCAAAGGAGGAAAUUAAUUUGAUGCCAUGGAAAUUAGUUUUCUAGUCGUAUGCCUUGAAUGAGUGAAGAAUUUGUUUUUCAUGGUGGUACUAAAUUUGGGGAAAGCUAUAGAAACUUUCAUCUGGAAGCUUACACUUUUCCUCUUUUUUGAAAAUUUGGUGAGAGACUUGGAUAUUUUAUUGUUUUCUGUAAAAGAGUGUAAUUUGUUGUACAGGUCUAAUAUUGAUCCUUUUUUGGAAGUAUGGAAAGAAUCUGAGUAUAAAGCAGAAUUACCUCUGGAUGGCAUGUAUUCUCAAGGACACUGUCACAGUGAAACAGUUUAUUUAGAAGCUUGUGUUUCCAAAGUGUUGAAUUUGAUAUUCACAAAAUUGGCAUGUGUAAACUUUAUUAAACUUUAAGCUAUUUCCUAAGAUGAAGAUGACAAACUUGGAGGGAAACUUCAUUCAUUUGGUUUAUUUUUAUUUUUAUUUUUAUUUAUUUUUAUCUUUUUGAGACAGAAUCUCACUCUGGUUUGAGACAGAAUCUCACUCUGUCCCCCAAGUUGGAGUGCGGUGGUGCGACCUCGGCUCACUGAAACCUCUGCCUCCUGGGUUCAGGCGAUUCUCCUGCUUCACCCUCCGAGUAGCUGGGAUUACAGGUGUGCACCACCACACCCAGCUAAUUUUUGUAUUUUUAGUAGAGACGGUUUCGCCACAUUGGCCCGGUUGGUGUCAAACUCCUGGCCUCAAAGUGAUCCGCCCACCUUGGCCUCCCAAAGUGGAGCCGCCGUGCCCCUUGUCUGUGACCUGUCAAUAUAAAUAUGCUCAGUAGCGGGGGGAGGGGGAGGUGAAAAAGGAAAUAUGUUUAAUAUUAAGACUUUGGCCUUUUAGUGUAAACUGAUACUCAGAAAUUUCUUCAUAGAACAUUUGCUUCUUUGCUUGAUCAUUUUUCUAAUUCUGUACAUCUAAAAUGCCCAGAAUUUGAGUUGCUGUUAUAGUCUACUAACAUAGAACUUUGGAGUAAUAAGAUGGGAAUUUGUCUCUCUUUUGCCAAGACAAGCAUUCGUAAUCUAACACAGUAUUGUUGCCACGAGUACGAGUAUGUGAUAGACUGUUGAGAAUAAAGAAAGCAGGCACAGUUGGUCAGUCCUAAGAUAAAGGAGAUGUUUUUCUUAUAUGUUUGUGCAUUAAAGAAAAAAAAAUCUUGAAUCUGACCAAUGAUGUUUUUUUUCCUUGUAAGAAAAUUUAACAAAUGUUUGGCAAGCUUCUGGAAUCUAAAUUUGAAAUUAUACAUUUGUCAUUUUCUUUAAAUAUUUCUUCACCUUAGCUUUGAUUAUGAGAAAUCACUGUCCUCUGCUGUUCUUUUUUUUUUUUUUUUUCUUUUGAGGCGGAGUCUCACUCUGUGCCAGGCUGGAGUGCAGUGGUGCAAUCUUGGCUCACUGCAACCUCCACUUCCUGGGUUCAAAUGAUUCUCCUGCCGCAGCCUCCUGAGUAGCUGGGACUACAGGUGCGUGCCACCACACCCAGCUAAUUUUUGUAUUUUUGGUAGAGACAGGGUUUCACCACGUUGUCCAUGGCCAGGAUGGUCUUGAUCUUGACCUUGUGAUCCGCCCGCCUCGGCCUCCCAGAGUGCUGGGAUUGCAGGCAUGAGCCACCGCGCCCGGCCUGUCCUCUGUGGUUUUCUGGGCUUAUGUUAAAAUUAUAACUCAAUCACCAGUCUUUAUAAAUUUGCUUUUUUAUAUUUAAACCAAACCUAAUGCUAAUUGUGAUAUGUUAUUUAUUCUCACCUGAUUUGAAUCAUUGGAUUCAAUUAAAUGAGUAAUUAUCAUUAAAUAAUUCUAAGAGAAAUAAUGUCUAUUCGGAUGGUGGGAAUUUUCUUCCUACAUGCAGCCCCAUUCUGAAUGAAUGAAAUCAAAUCACGUGAAGAUCAGGGUCCUAGAGUAACUUAAUAUUUUGUACAUUGGUUAUUUGACUCCUCAUUUUUAUAUUACAUGUUAUAUCAAGGGAGGGGGUAUAAAAGAAAUACAAAAAUUGCAGAGGUAUCUGGAAUGUACCUAUUUGUUAAUUCUAUUUGUCAUUUCUUUUGUUUCAUCUUUUGAGUAAUAAGCUGC
Messenger RNA from Homo sapiens (human), 5071 nucleotides. It is a transcript of the gene ZNG1A, whose product is annotated as Zn regulated GTPase metalloprotein activator 1A. Gene Ontology annotation, cellular component: nucleus. NCBI's taxonomy places the organism in Eukaryota, Metazoa, Chordata, Mammalia, Primates, Hominidae. The record is from RefSeq and is a predicted model, not a curated record. Bases 88 to 813 code for a protein of 241 amino acids. The transcript is spliced from 10 exons.